Messenger RNA from Penicillium daleae, 567 nucleotides. Its product is annotated as cupin domain-containing protein. The record is from RefSeq and is a predicted model, not a curated record. Bases 1 to 567 code for a protein of 188 amino acids. Lineage: Eukaryota; Fungi; Ascomycota; Eurotiomycetes; Eurotiales; Aspergillaceae. The transcript has a single exon.
AUGUCCAAUCCAGGCCAAAUCUCGCCCCUCCGGCCCGUUACCCGGCACAUCACCACACACAACGCCGAAGGGAAGGCUGUCAUUCACUCCUCCACGCCCGGGCAAUGGAAAGCCUUCAGCGCCGACAUGGCCUUCAACCUGAUCUUCACCACCUCCCAAUUCCCCGCAGACAUCAACGGGGACGCCGACCUCAAGAACCACGACGCAGUCGUGCAAUCCGGCCAACUGGGCCUGGUCAACCCCAACGGCACCGUAUGCCGAAUUGUCGACUUUGCGCCCAACAACCCGGGCAUCAUGCACCGCACGCAGAGUCUGGACUUCGGGGUCGUGCUGGAGGGCAGCGUUGAGAUGGUGCUGGAGGAGGGAGAGCCGACGUUGUUGCAGAGGGGGGAUGUUGCGGUGCAGAGGGGGACGGCGCAUGCAUGGCGGAAUCCGAGUGCGACGGAGUGGGCGAGGAUGUUGUUUGUGUUGCAGGAUUCGAAGCCGCUGGUCGUUGGAAGCGAGACGUUGAAGGAGGAUUUGGGGGUUGCGGCGGCUAUUAUGACGCCGAGUGGGAAUGAUCCAUAG